AUGGUUUCGACAAUCAACGGUACGAGAGGGUGUCCGUCGCCCGACGACAUCAUUGCGGAUAUUGUUGCGCUGGAAGAUGUCGGUGCUGGGGCUCCUCUCCGUCACUUUGGCUCGUUCAGCGGGGCUAUCUACGACACUGCGUGGCUGUCGAUGAUCAAGAAGGAAGAGCAAGGCCAACCCCGAUAUCUGUUUCCGGAGUGCUUCGAGUAUCUGCUCGCAGCGCAGCAGGAGAUUGGAGUAUGGGGAUCCAACAACGCCCAGGUCGACGUCAUUCUCAACAGCUUGGCCGCUCUGUUGGCGCUUGCUACCCGGCAAAGAUCGACUUUACCUCAGUCGCCAGAGUCGAGCAAGCUGCAAGCACGCAUCGAGAGAGGACAGGCGGCCGUUCAGGCUGUUCUGCAAAACUGGAACGUGCAAGACAGUGUGCAUGUCGGGUUUGAGAUUUUGGUCCCCAGCCUGCUAAUCCAACUGAGCGCAUGGGACAUUGCAUUCGACUUUCCGGGGUACUCCACGCUGAUGCAGCUGAACAAGAAGAAGCUGCAAAAGUUUAAGCCGGCAACCGUCUACUCGACCCAGUCGACCACGCUGCUCCAUUCCCUCGAAGCCCUUGUGGGGUUGAUCGACUUUGACCGUGUCGGUCAUCACUGCAAAGAAGACACUGGCAUCUUCGGCUCUCCCUCCGCAACCGCCGCGUAUCUCAUCUAUAGCACUACCUGGGAUCAAAAGGCAGAAUCCUACCUGAGCACAGUCAUCUCUUCCACCGGCGGCACAGGCCACGUGCCCAGCGCCUACCCAACCUGCUUAUUCGAACUCGGCUGGUCGCUCUCCACGCUCCUUACCCCCCGCGUCUCCUCCCGCGCCUUGAAUGCGCUUGAAAAGGAUCAGCUCGCAAGCCGCUUCGAGCGCGCUUUGGAAGCGCAGUCGGGACUCGUCGGGUUCACCCCUGGCGUUCUGGAGGAUGCAGAUGACACUGCGCGGUCGCUGAUGGCAUUGCGGUGUCUCGACAAGAGCCAGAGUGCACGCAGGCUUAUCGAGAUGUUCCAGACCGCCGACCACAUCCGCACGUAUCGAUUGGAGGGCAGCCCGAGCUUCAGCGCUAAUUGCAACGUCCUGCUUGCGUUGUUGGGGGAGGCGGAGGGAGCGCUGGAUCAGGAGAACAUCGAGAAGGCACUUGCUUUCCUGCUCGAGCUGCAGGAGUCCGGGCCGAUCCACGACAAGUGGAACAUGUCGACUCAGUACUCAAGAAUGCUGUUCGUGCAGGUAUCGGUGUUGCUCCUCGAGAAGUACAAUGCGGGCCAUGUGGACCUCGCGAGCAAAGGCUUUGCAGGACGCAUUCCAGGCGCUAUCUGCCGUCUGCUAAGUCAGACGUUGUCAGAGCAGAAACCCAAUGGCUCCUGGGAUGACUCCCUCGAAAUCACAGCCUACAGCAUCAUCACCGUGGGCUACGCGCUCUCGCUGCCGUGGAGCGCGGCGCUCAAAGACCAGCUAAGGGACAGCAUACGCCAGGGGCAGGACUACCUGCAGGCCAAGUACAGCAACCCAGACAAGACUGACUUCCUCUGGGUCGAGAAAGUUUCCUAUCGAUCAGAGCUGCUCCACUCCGUCUAUUGUUCCGCAGCGCUGCACUUCCAGGUUGUCGACGUGCCCUGGACGCCGUCCAUCGCCGACGGCUUCACCCUACCGCAGGGCAGCAUGAAGAAGACGCAGUACCUCGUCUCCAGCCUGCCUUUGUUCCGAGGUGCUAAGUUCGCCUCCAUGGAGCUGGUCCUCGUCGAAGCGCGGCUGAUGGCUGCGCGGCUCAACUCCUUCCGCGACUCGCUGUUCAGUCGCUCCGAAAUCCCCAUGACGGCGGACAAAUAUCUGGAGUUCAUCCCUAUGAUCUGGGUGACGUGCAACCACAAGAACGGCCAGCGGUUGUCCUACAAGACUAUGUGGGAGAUGGUUCUGCUGUCUCUGCUCAACUUCCAGGUCGACGAGUACAUGGAGUCAGUGGUUGCCAGCGUGCCGGAGGCUGGCAUAUCGCAGCUCAUGGACCUCUUGAAACAGCAGUCCAAGUCGGCCAGCAUGGCUGCUACCAAUUCCAACCACAAAUUAACCAAUGGAUCCAGUCACGCAGAUGCCAACACCUCCACCGACCUUCAAAAGGAUACACAAGUGCAUGCAGCCUUCAACGCGUUAAGCCGCUUCAUGCAGCACGUCACCCAACACUGGUCGCUAACCCGUUCCCCCCUCCCCAUCCAGCACGAAAUGUCCCUCGAAAUCUACAACUUCAUCGCCGCGCACAACGAGCACAACCUUGCCAAUGCCCUCCUCGCCACCCGCAAGGCGAACGGCAACGGUGCCCACAGUGCCAACGGCACUUCCUCCACCGCCUCCCUCCAACCCCAGCAGCAGAGCUACAUCACCUGGGUCCGCGGCCCUGCCUCCGACGACACAAGCUGCCCCUUCUCCUUCCUCUUCUUCGCCUGCCUAAUCAGCGACGCCGGAAAGCACUGUUACGCCGGAGCCAGAGCGCAGUACUUCGCAAAGGCUUUGUGUCGGCAUUUGGCGACUAUGUGUCGGAUGUACAACGACUAUGGGUCUGCGACGCGCGAUGCGGAAGAGGGGAAUCUCAACAGUCUUGAUUUCCCUGGCUUCCGUGAUGGGGAGUACCAAGAGAAUGGGAUUGGUGGGACGGGUGCGGAGGUGAAUGGGGAUGGGGUGGGCGCAACGACGAAUGGCGCGAUGAAUGGGCAUGCCGGGACGGGUAUCUCCCCUGCGAAAGACAGCCUGAUGGCUUUGGCUGAGUUCGAGCGCGCGGGCAUGGAGCUCGCGAGGGAGAAACUGAGCGCUGUGGUGCCGCGGCGCGUGAUGGAGCAGCUGCAGGUGUUUAUCGAUGUGACGGAUAUGUUUGGGCAGGUAUAUGUGCAGAAGGACAUUGCGAGCAGAGUGACGAGGGCGAACGGUGUGAAAGCAUAG
Molecule: messenger RNA, 2958 nt
Organism: Didymosphaeria variabile
Lineage: Eukaryota; Fungi; Ascomycota; Dothideomycetes; Pleosporales; Didymosphaeriaceae
Exons: 1
Coding region: 1-2958 (985 amino acids)
Biological process (GO): diterpenoid biosynthetic process
Molecular function (GO): terpene synthase activity; magnesium ion binding
Source: RefSeq, a predicted model, not a curated record